This is a messenger RNA of Pieris napi, 3895 nucleotides long. RefSeq names its product metabotropic glutamate receptor 2-like. Gene Ontology annotation, cellular component: membrane. Gene Ontology annotation, molecular function: adenylate cyclase inhibiting G protein-coupled glutamate receptor activity. The transcript is spliced from 19 exons. Lineage: Eukaryota; Metazoa; Arthropoda; Insecta; Lepidoptera; Pieridae. The coding region runs from base 180 to 3149 and encodes 989 amino acids. Gene Ontology annotation, biological process: G protein-coupled receptor signaling pathway. The record is from RefSeq and is a predicted model, not a curated record.
CUGGAGGGUGGGUUUCCCGCGCUUUCCAACUUCCUGUCGAAGUGUUGUGAAUUUUUCAUUACGAUUUUCAAUGGAAUUUUAAAGAACAGUGCAUAAGUGGCUAAAGACCACAAUGAUGGAAAACCGAUCAAUAUGGAAGAAUCAUUUAAGAAAAAUUGCGUGAAAGAGACGAUACUAACAUGCUUCCCUGUCCAACCUGGUUGGCAACGCUGCUUUUCUUUAUUCAACAUUCAGAAAUGAAACACAACAUAGACGAUCCAACUAGCAGGCAUCAUCACAGACAUAGACACAAACUUGCCGACACAUAUGAAUAUAAACCUUACUACACAGUACCUGACUUCCAAAAUAUAUAUUUAGAUAAAGGCAUAGACUUUGAUAUUGUAGCAAUUGAUAAUGAAAGUAAAAAUGAAUGGGUUAAGACACCAAGUGACCAGAUCAGUGAGCUAAAGGACAAGAAACAUCAACAUUGGCCCAUAAAGAGAGAAGCAGUGAUCGAAGGCGACUUAGUACUCGGCGGGUUAAUGAUGGUUCAUGAGAGAUCGGAGAAUAUGACAUGUGGACCUGUGAUGCCUCAAGGAGGAGUGCAGCCGCUGGAGACAAUGCUAUAUACUCUAGAUAUCAUAAACCACAAAUUAAAAUUAAUACCAGGAGUGGUAAUUGGAGCACAUGUUUUAGAUGACUGUGAUCGAGAUACAUAUGGACUUGAAAUGGCUGUUGACUUUAUUAAAGGAUCGAUUAGCAAUAUCGAUGAUGCAGAAUAUGCAUGCAACGCGACUGCAAUGAGAAAAGUCAUAUCGGGAGUCGUCGGUGCUGCAUCUAGUGUUACGUCAGUGCAAGUCGCCAAUUUACUUAGAUUGUUCAAAAUACCACAGGUUUCGUUCUUUUCAACAUCUCCGGAGCUUUCCAACAAAGCGCGCUUCGAAUACUUCACCAGAACCAUACCAUCAGAUUUACAUCAGGUCCGAGCGAUGGUGGAAAUUGUGAAAAAGCUUGGAUGGAGCUACGUUUCAAUCAUUUACGAGGAAUCCAGCUAUGGAAUAAAGGCUUUUGAGGAGUUAGAGGCUCUUUUAGCGCGUAACGGAAUAUGCAUAGCUGUAAAGGAGAAGCUAGUGAAGGAUUCUGGUGUAGCUGAUGAGAGCUCCUACGAUGACAUCGUUCAGAAACUUCUGACUAAGCCCAGAGCACGAGGAGCAAUUAUAUUCGGAUCAGAUCAAGAAGUGGCUGGGGUGAUGCGCGCGGUAGAAAGAGCAAACGCCACUCACUCAUUCUCCUGGGUUGGAUCGGAUGGAUGGAGCGCAAGGACCUUGGUUUCUGAUGGUAAUGAGAGAGCUGUAGAGGGCACCAUUAGUGUGCAACCUCAAGCCAAUGAUGUGAUUGGAUUCAAGGAGUAUUUUCUCGGUCUCAAUAUGAAGAAUAAUCGACGAAAUCCUUGGUUUGUUGAAUUCUGGGAACACCAUUUCCAAUGCCGCUACCCUGGAUCUCCUCGAACCCCUUACAACGGUCACCAGAAAAGAAGAUGUUCAGGAUUGGAGCGGCUUACAGUAGAGAACACGGAGUUUGAAAGGCAGCUACAGUUUGUUAGUGACGCUGUCAUGGCUUUCGCAUAUGCUAUAAGAGAUAUGCAUGCAGCUGUGUGUGGUGGAAGACAUGGUCUAUGCGAAGCAAUGCGGCCGGCCAGUGGAGCUGAAUUACUGAGAUACUUAAGAAAAGUUAACUUCACUGGUUUGAGUGGAGAUGAAUUCCACUUCGAUGCAAACGGUGAUGGUCCAGCCCGCUACAACAUCCUGCACUUCAAGCAGGUCACUCGAGGAGUCUAUGACUGGGUGAAGGUGGGACAGUACCUCGAUGGUGAACUACAACUGCAUAUUAAUGCGAUCCAAUUUAAAUGGGGCGAGCGGAAACCACCUGAGUCGGUAUGCAGUGCCGAGUGUGAGCUGGGCCAAGCCAAGCAGUACGUGGAGGGAGAAAGCUGCUGCUGGCACUGCUUCAACUGCACGCAGUAUGAGAUACGAUCACCAUUUGUGGAGACGGCCUGCAUAGUCUGUCCUCGUGGGACUCUCCCAGACGUGACCAGGACAAACUGCAGGCCCAUACCUGAAGUGUAUCUACGACCGGACUCUGCCUGGGCCAUUGGUGCGAUGUCUUUUUCUUCGGUCGGAAUUCUAUUGACUGCGUUUGUUUGCGGUGUUUGGGUCCGGCAUAGUUCAACUCCAGUUGUUCGUGCGAGUGGAAGAGAGCUAUCAUACGUCCUGCUCGCUGGAAUCCUCAUGUGCUACUUGGUCACCUUCGCUCUGGUCUUUCGACCCACGGAUAUACUUUGUUCUAUACAACGAUUCGGCACUGGUUUUUGCUUCACUGUAGUAUAUGCAGCACUUCUGACGAAGACCAACAGAAUAUCCCGUAUAUUUAACGCAAGUAAACACUCUGCGAAAAGACCUAUCCUCAUCUCUCCCAGCUCUCAACUUGCUAUAUGUACUGCUCUUAUAUCUAUACAGGUUCUGAUCGUGGUUGUCUGGAUGAUAGUAGCUCCAGCCCGAGCUAUGUAUCAUUACCCAACACGGGAAGACAAUAUGCUGGUAUGCGACUCAUAUGUGGAUGCAUCAUACAUGAUCGCCUUCUUCUACCCUAUCGUGCUCAUUCUCGUGUGUACCGUGUAUGCUGUGCUGACCAGGAAGAUCCCCGAGGCAUUCAACGAGAGCAAGCAUAUUGGGUUUACCAUGUAUACGACCUGUGUGAUCUGGCUGGCAUUUGUGCCUCUGUACUUUGGAACUGCGAGUCACGUGCCACUGCGCAUCACGAGCAUGGCGGUCACCAUAUCUCUGAGUGCAAGUGUCACCCUCAUCUGUUUGUUUUCUCCGAAAUUAUACAUAAUUCUCAUACGACCGGAAAGGAACGUACGUCAGAGCAUCAUGCCGGUGCGCUACAGCCGGAAGCCGAUGGCCGCCCUUCCCCAUCCGGCCGUUAAAAAGCCACCUUGUGCUGAUAAAGAAACACAGACAGCUGCAGCCGACUUCAACAAACUAACAAACGGACAAACAGUAUUACUGAAAGCCGACGAAAAAGAAGAUAAGAAGAAAUCAAAUGUAAAAAUCGCCAAUUGUGAUUCAGAUAAUAAAUUAAAAUCAAACGAUAGAUCUGAGUCCUUAUAGCAACGAACCACGUCAAAAUCUUUAACUGACGUAUGUAUUAAAAAUAAUAUUAUUCUAAGAAAGAAAAGUUGUUCUUGUAGGAUACGUGAACGAAAACCUAUCAUUGUUUAAACUUAUAGUAAAAAAUAUUGUAUAUUUUGUGUAAAUAUUAAAGGAACAGACGCAUAGUGAUGUUGUAAAUAUGUUGUACAGUUUCAUCAAUAAAUACUAAUGGGGAUGAGCCCUAAGCAAGGACGGAGUGAAAAAUAUUAUUAAUUGUAAAUUUUAAAACUCCCUUGCGUAGGAUAAGUAAGAAUUGUAUACUGUAUCCCUUAUUAUUAUAGAUAAUGUUUAGUCAUCCGUAUUUUGACUGUAUUGUUGGAUCUGUUCACUGUUUAAUAAUAAAUUCUUAUUAAUAUUAUAAUUUAUUCAGAGAUAUAUAGUAAAAAUUUAAACGCACAAUGUGAUAUUACAAGAAAAUAAUAUCACAGAGUUUUUUGGAUUGCGGGUUUGUACUAAUAAUCACAUCUCUAUAUAUUCUUAAAGUUAUAAAAUUUAAGGAAAACUACAUUUAUGAAAAAUCACGCCAUAUUUAAAUUAAAUAGUAAAUUAAUAUUUAUAGUGUUAUACGUAAAUUUGUAUUUAUAAAACUAUAUUGCAUAGAACUUAAGAUAUAUAAUGCUCAAGUAAUUUAAAAAGUAUUUUCACUCCAUCUUUUGCUUACCCCGUUAUGUAUUUAAUCAUUUUAUGUCGUACAUAAUUCCUAU